GCUGGCACUAGCUGGCACUAACGCCACUAACGCGACAUCGGUAUUGACACCAAAACACAUGUUUGCGGCUGUGCAGUCUUUAUUCUAUGGCUGUGCGCGCUUUCAAAGUUCAACUACUUUGACUUGAAAUUCUUACUUCUUUUCUCGCUUGGUUAGCGAUCGCCUGUCGUAGCGCACUACGUUCCACAAACGUGUGACGGCAACAAUAAGUGUUUCGGCGCUGAUGUGAAUCGUCAUUUUACAAUUGACCCGGCGUGCGCCUAGGUUCGAACGUCGUGAAAUCGUUUUGGUUGAAAGCUUGAAUCGACUCUUCCACAAUGGCCGCAUCGCUGGAAGGAUAUGUCAACCACACAGUAUCAAUUAUUACUGCUGAUGGUCGUCACAUAGUGGGCACCCUGAAAGGCUUUGACCAGACCAUCAACCUGAUACUGGACGAAAGCCAUGAACGCGUCUAUAGUUCAGACCAUGGUGUUGAGCAGGUGCCUCUGGGACUGUACAUUGUGCGAGGGGACAAUGUGGUUGUCGUCGGGCAAGUGGACGACGAGUUGGACAUGCAUCUAGACUUGGCGAACAUGCGCGCUGAACCACUAAAUGCUGUGGUUCACUAGUGGAGUGGGGUGUUGUCUGGACAAGGACCAUAGCAGCCUACCUUAAUGGCUGCUUUAGGACUGCUUCAUUUUUGAUAAAAGAACGCUUUUUCUUUAAACUCCUUAAUUUGUAACAUCUGGAGGGUUGAAGCAGGGUUGCAUGCAGCCAUCUGAGAAAAGCCAAUCAAGCUUUCUCUGCUGUACUUAAAGGGACUAUGGCCAGACAGCUGAAAUCAAAAUGUUUGAAACAGCAGUUUUACUGAAGACAAAAAUUUUGUAAGCUAAGCAAGAAAGCGUAAAUGUUAGGAUGGGAUUGGUCUCACCGCUAUGAAACUAUAUCACCAGCCUCCAGUGACGUACUGUGUCAUGUUCAUAAUUGGUAAGUGUAGUAGUCAGCCCCUGAUAAUAAAGAAAGAAUCAUAUUGCAUUUGAAGAUAAAAGGAAGUGUAGUUUGGUCACUUUUACUGAUUUGUUCUGCGGAAUAAGUCAUUGGGUAUUUGUUGGAGUGCAUCCGACUUUAGCGAGGGCAGUGGUGUAAGGCAGAGCAUGACCUGCAAUAUUGCUGGCGCAGUGCAGGACUGCCGAACUGCUCUGGAUUAUGCAUUUCCAUCAAUAGACAGUUUUAGUUUAGCGUACGCUAUACGCUAUAGUGUAGCUUACGCUAAGAAGUGCACGUUUUUUACAGUUUUAGUUGGCCGGCGAGAUCUUUGGAUCUUAGAGGCCAUAUGACGUCAUUGCGGCUAUUUCCUGACUGUACCGAUAGGUGGUGCAGACAUCUCGAAUGUUUCUUUCGUUAGGCUUCGAAUUGUUCGAAAGGAGAAGCGAUCUCGAAAACACAACAAGUUAUCCAUAAUGCUCUGUCGUCGAAGCGGCCUGAGACUAAGCAAAAGCCGUUAACACAAUAAUUUGCUACGAACGAAGCGAAUUUUACAAAAGCAACGCCAAAUUCAAUUUGAAGCGGGCAGCCGGGACCGCCGCCAUGUUUCACGCAAACUCCACAAACCAUGCAAAGACGCUAAUGCUGAAUCUGAGAAAUGGCGUGCGUACUCUAUACUCUAUGGGUCCUUUAGCGUUCUGCGCAUGUGCAGUGAUGACCUGCUAUUUUAUAGCGUAUGCAAUGGUAUAGCAUACGCUAUACUAAAACUGUCUAAUUUCUUGAACAAUCUGCCAGCGUUGGGUGAUUUGCAGUUUCCAGUUGGGAGCUGCUUACAGUUGUGAUUUUCACUUGGGAAAUUAGUCAUCUCCUAAUGCCAAACAAAUGCUGAUAAAUUCUAUAAGAGUGAUUUAUUACUCUAACUGUGUAUAUUUGGCUUUAGUGUUGUUUAACUUGUGUAGUUAGGCUUUCUUUUCUGUGUAUGGAAGCUCACAUUUAAUACUUUUUAUGUUGAUAACAACAUAAUUAAAAGAUUGCCUAUACCUCCAGUUUACGAUAAAAAAAUUAAUGAACUGUAGAUUUUGAUUUUGCACUUGUAUUGGCUGUGUCCUUUAGGUGCAAAGGGUAAUCUUCCUACGAAGAAACCAACAAGCCAUGAUUAGCCAUGCGUAGCUAUCAGCAUAAAGAUGUGUCAGUGUGUUUUUUACUUGCCAAUGUGUUAUGCACAUCAGCUGAUAUGAGUGUAUACGGGAUAUUUUCAUCUUUCAGGGACAAAUAAUUUAACUUUAAUAAUAAAAUAUUCUUAAGAAAAAAAUGAUGGAAACAUUUUUUUUCAUUUGCGCAAUCACCACUACGGAAAUUUUGUGCAAAAUCGUUAGGAAAGAGUCCAACUGUAACAUGAGACUUGCACAAGUCUAUGCAUUAAAAGAAAAACUGAAUAGCAGAAAUUAUUAUGUUUUUAAGGCAGUAGGUAAAAAUGAGACUAGAAUAUAGCUUCCUUGUAUGUUCAUAAUGAAAAGAAAAAUUUUUGAAGGUCUUUACAGCUUAUAAGAAACCGAUGCAACAGUUCUCUGAUGGUGGGUAGGCACAGAGCAGUCUUGCAGUGCUGUCGGUGUAGAAAAAACAUUCCAGGCACUACUGAAGUUUCUUCUCGGACUUUCUUUUCAAAUCAUUUUUGUAGCUGAAGGUGUCGUCCCCUUCUUUCUUGAACAGCUGCAGUAAAGAAACAUCUGCUUAGAGAUGUUGAAAUCAGCAGAUAUUGGUUCUGUAUCCUAAGUCAGUAUGUUGGUAUCAAUGAAAUAAAAACAGAUAUUCCCAGGACCCUGCUCACAAUAACAAAUACAGUCGAGUCCCGCUGCGAUGCACUGUCAUCUCACGGGAAGAUACCCUCAUUAUAUCCGAUAUUCUAGACAAACAUUUGUUAGAUACUAAUGUAAUGGAGGAAAAUUGAGAUUUAUUUUGUUAUGUUUGACUAUUCAUUAUAUCCAUGUUCAAUAUAUUGAGGUUUGCUCUGGUUACUUGCAACUUAUUUUUUGUGGGCUUUGUUGCAUUCGGUUAUUAUAGCCAUGUUCUUUACGGUAAGGUAUGGCUGUGCUCCGAUUACAAUGCAACAUAUUUUUUUGUGUGUGUGUUUAUAGGUUUGACAGUAAAAUCAAAUUUCUGUACAAGUUUGUCGCUUCUGAUACAAGCAAUUUGUUCCACUUCACCUUAUUGGUUAAACGUUACGUGCUCCUUCAA
This is a messenger RNA of Dermacentor andersoni, 3198 nucleotides long. RefSeq names its product U6 snRNA-associated Sm-like protein LSm8. Gene Ontology annotation, biological process: mRNA splicing, via spliceosome. Gene Ontology annotation, cellular component: precatalytic spliceosome; U4/U6 x U5 tri-snRNP complex; U6 snRNP. Lineage: Eukaryota; Metazoa; Arthropoda; Arachnida; Ixodida; Ixodidae. The record is from RefSeq and is a predicted model, not a curated record. Gene Ontology annotation, molecular function: mRNA binding.